AACCUAAUAAAUAAAUCAAGUUGAAAAUAAAACAUUUAUAUUCUCUCGUUUUGUUUUGUUUGGCAAACAGUUCUAAUGUUUGCUUCUUUGUAGGUAUUUGAAACUCAGAGUUACAUAAAAACAAAAAGUUGUCAGUGAAACAGUUUUAAACUUUGGAAUUUUAAAGAACAAAUAUAGUCAUUUAAUUCAUAAUAAUUGUCGUAAAUAGUGGUCAGUGAUGUAAUUAUUGUCUCAAGUGUCGAAUAUCUAAAAAUAAGUGAUUUUUUUACAUCAAGAGUAAAGGGCAUUUCGAAGACUUAUAAAUCAAUAAACACAACAAAUGUGUGGUUAUUCAGUUUUUAAUUUAAUUCGGAAAUAGACUAAAAAUCGUGAAAGGUUAUUUUAUUCAAAAUAACCUAAAAUGAGGUGUAUCUUUAUAAACAACACUUGCAGUACAUUAUAAAUUGGUAGUUAUUUUAAUGUAGAUGAGUUUUAUCGUUUAACUAGUUCUAUUUAAUUGCAACAUAGUUUAGUAACAAUUAUGGAUUCGUCAACUAUACCUGUUUUACUUGUUACUGCUAAUGUUGGAUCUAUAUUUGAAGAUCCAAAUGAAAUGCUUAAAAUAUGGACUGAAGAAUUUUUAUCGACUGUCUCCAAAUUAGAUCCUAAAUUCAUAGGUUUACAUUGUCAAGAAGUGGGAGGUAAAAACUAUGAACUUAGUAUGAAACAUGUUGGUAACUUUGUUAAGUUAUUAAUGUCCAGCAAUGAAUUACGCUUAUUUGAUAAAAUUAGGAUCUUUUUAGAUGAAGAUUACAGUUCUGCUGAAAAUUUUACAGCGUUAGGGAAUUUAUAUUUUGUACAUCAAUCUUUGAACAAUAUUUCAAUAUGGGACUUCAAAAAUUGUGUAUUUACGCCCGUCCAAGGCCAAGAAAUACAUUCAGGUAACAUCGAGGCUGUUGUUACUAAAGAAAAAGCGAAAUUUCCACAAAAUUUUUUUCCCGAAUGUAAGUGGUCAAGAAAAGGAUUUAUGCGGACAAGAUGGUCUUUGAACGGCACAAUUGUUGACAUGAUAAAUAUCCAUUUAUUUCAUGAUGCCUCGAACUUUAUAGCCAUGGAAUCAUCUCCAUCGGUUUACUCUAAAAAUAGGCGAAGGGCGUUACAACAUACAUUACAAAAGUUUCAUAAUGACCAAUAUGAAAAUGCUCCCUACUUUAUUUUUGGGGACUUCAAUUUUAGGACUGAUACGGAUGGUGUUGUUAAGAAAUUGACUGAUGGUCUUAGGACAAUACGAGUACAAAAUAAUAAAAACAAUGAAUAUACCAAACUGCAGUUCAUGACUGAAGAUAGCAAGUUGGUACUGACUGUGGGUAAAAAAGAAUUCAACCAUUCUGACCAUCAGACUGUAUUUACUUCGGAAUGGCUCAAAUCCUUUGACAAGGAAUGUGAAGCUUUCGAAGAUACUUUAUGGGAAUUUCCAGUUAAGUUCCCACCGUCCUAUCCAUUUGAAGAAAAAAUUUCACAUGGUACUAUAUACAUGCAGACAAGAUGUCCGGCUUGGUGUGAUCGAGUGUUGUUAAGCAAAAGUGCAAAGAAACUUAUAAAAAAUGACACGGAUACAAAAUACGGUCUUAUGGGAAUCAAAACUUGCAUGGGUGACCACAAGGUAAUUUAAAUAAUUUCAUCAACAUUUUUUAGUGCUGAUGUUAAUCAUAUAUUUCGCUAGAAUUUUAUGUGAAUGUUUGAAAAUAAUAUAUUAUUUACUUUUCUUAUAUAUUUAGUUUGCACAGUUGUUCUUUUGGUAAAAACGGUUAGGUGACCCUUGAAUAAAUAAAACAGGAAUAAAUCACACACCUGUUUUUUUACUAUUUUUUAUUUUCCUUCCACAAAAAAAAAUUCAAUUAUCUACUACAGAUAUCUUAUAAACUGUUCAUAAUGUUGUCUAUUUUGCUCUGAAAAAUUCAAAGGCAUGCUAUAUACAGGGUGAGUCACCUGUAUUUAUACAGUUUAUAUUAUUGAAUAUUUGAUAUUAUAACCAUUUUUUUUACUUUUCCAGCCAGUAUAUCUCAGAAUAAAUCUCAAGGAAAAAGCAGGUAUAAAUGUAUGUUGUGAACACGCACCUUUUGCUUGCUUGCCUGACAGUUGCAAAUGUUAUCCAAUGUACGCUUCUGUUGAAAUAAAUAUAGUAGAUAUGGGUAUAUAUAAUAAUAGUAGCUUCCAGGAGUUGCCCAAACUCGAUUCCAAAUUGCUUCAAGAACCAAUCACCAGAAACAUGUUGUCCCACGAACCGUAUACCCCCGAAAGUGUUGAUUCACACAGUAAUUCUCCUUUGCAUAUGGAUAGGACAGAAUCUAUUUCUCCUUUACAAUUAAAAUCCAAAUUGGAAAAUAUAAUACGAAUGAAAUUAGAUAAAUCGACGCAUCUAAUGAAGAGGUCAGUCUCCGAGAAUGUCGAUGUGGAUAAACCUAAAAAUAUAUUCAGAACAAGAGCCAUGUCCGAGAUACCCAAAAACGCGUAUGCUCGUGUAAAAUUAAUACCCACAUCUCGCGCUGAAUCGUUGAAUCGAUUGCAAAGUCAUCAUAGCUCUUCUGAUGAAGAUUGGUUUGAGUUUGAGGAAGAAACUCGUAUAAAACGUUUGGAAGAUUGUUUCGAAAAUAUUCAUAAAAAUACUACUGUAGAUAUUCCUAUUUUUAUAGAAAAUGACCAUAAAAAGAAACGAUGUAGAUUAGGAAAGAAUAGGACUCGGACGAAAAUCAAUUGCUGUGCUAUAGUGUGAUUUUAAUAAAAUUUUAUCUUUUGCGAUGCUGUAGAAAAUUUAUGCUUGCAGUGUUGCAUUGUAGGAAAGACGGUGGAAUUUUGAAAAAAUUACUGAAGAAACAUUCACUUCUCCUAUUAAAACAAGGGUUAUUUAAUUUUAGUCAGGGGGAAAUAAUUGAAUGAUUAUUUCCAAUUGUUUCCAUCCGGACAAAUCAAUUGUUCUGGCAAAAUCGGACAAAAUUGAACAAAAUCGAUUAAACACAAAUGUAUUAUAUUAGUGUGUUGCUAUCAAAAACACAUUUGUUGCUUAAUUAGCGACUAUUGUAACAAUGUUAUCUAUUGCAAACAAAUUAACAUUAUAAAAUAAAAUAUAUUCAACUUUUAAACCAAACCUUACCAAAUUCAGGUGUAAAGUGUAGUAUGUAGAUCUACAUAACAAAAUAUUGAAAAUAAUUAAGAAUUGGGAAUGAUUAUAAAUGAUAAAUCACCUGAAACUGGUCGAGUUUUGUUUUCGAUUAUCUAUCCUUAUUUUUGUAUUACAAAAAAAUGUAUGAAACCAUAUCUCAGAAACAAAAAAUACCCAAUAAAACUAUGUGGUGGUGAACUAUUCCUACCGUAAACCAUUAACUUUAUUAUUGGCAUAUCUGCCACAUUUUUUAAAUAAAACUUAUAAAAAUGGCUUGAUAAACUCUUGCUUUAUUGGGAUUAACUUAAUUUACUUCCAAAAACUUAAAACUCAUAUACUUAUUAUAAAUUAAAAAAAAAUAUACACAGACCUUUAAACAGUAUAAUAAUAACAAAAUACAAGAUUUAGGGCAUUGUGCCGUUGUCAAGGAAGUCUCGUCGAGAUUGAAUAUGCGAGACCCGUCAGCAAAAGAUAGGCAUACCUACAUCUUUGUGUGCACGUUAUGUAAAUUGUCAAAAGAUGCUUCCAUAUUAGCACGAUUAAACGAAGGCCCUUGCCAAACUACAAUGGUUAGGUGAAUGUUGUGGAUGUAAAUGUUCGCAAUGAUCUCUUGGCCAUUUCUUUCUGCAAUCUAUGUUUGUUACACUAUAAAAGGUGUGUCCAUCGAACCACGUAAUUAAUUAAGGAUGUUACCUCUUCAGACGUAAACAUUCUAUUCAUUUCAUAAUUGGGUGUUAAUUUAACUGUAUCUCUGUAGUUUUUGCUGUUUUAAAAAUAGCGCCAAGUGUUGGAUAAGCAAGACCCGUCGAUUUUGUUACUUUUCUAUCCUAAGAUUAUGACGUGUUAGAUCAAGCGUCUUUUAUAUCAGAUAUAAAUUGAAAACAAAAUAAUUUUAGGCGAUAUCAACCUGUCGCUCUGCCGUUUCCUUCCACUGAAGUAAUUACCUAACUAAAUGCCACAAAGAAAUCACAAAACUAAAUAACCACGUUGUAACAAAAUUCCAGUGAAAUGUGUCUGAUAAUUUACUUAGAAUGCGCAAAUGAAAUAGUGCUUCCCACAGUCUCCUACGACACUCUGCAUAGUGACAUCUGAAAUGAUUUAUUUCGAAGUUUAAUGCAUGUCCUUAUUAUUGAGUUGCACUUUCUUUAAAAGAAACGGAAUCGGAGAAAUAUGAAAUGAUUCACUAUUUAUCCUGGUUAACUGUGAGACAGUUUAUCCUACACAGUCAAGCCUCGAUAUAACGAAUCUCAAGAGACCAAACAAAAAAUUCGUUACACCGAGUGGUGAAAUUUUGUUACAUCGAGAUUCAAAGGCACUUGCUUAUACUGCAUUAUAAAAUGUAUAGAAAAUAAAAUAAAUCUUCCAUUCUAUUUGCCAUAACGUAUAUAGUCGUACAUUUUUUUAUUUUAAGUCUGAAUUAAAGUCAAAAACUCAACAUUUUAAAUUUAAUGAAUAUUAAAUGUUAUACAUACAUAAUUACUCCACAUUCGAAUUUUUGUUUGAAACUGUCGCAAAGCUAACGAUUUAAGCGGUUAGUUCACCACUCAUGGCUAUAUUAUCAUUAAAAAAUGACGAAUUCUUCGAAUUUCACGGUUCACGGAUACUGAAACACGCAAUGAACUGAAAAUUAGACUAGACUUCUGUGACCAAACGUUCAUGUCUGGACAAGAUGUUAUGUUUUUUGCUUUAAUUGCAUAUAUGGAAACAAAGACGCAUACUGUUCAAUAAACUAGCAGUUAAAUUCGCUAUAUUGAGGUUCUGGAUAAGAAAAUUCGUUAUAUAGAAAAAGUUCUAGGGGGAUUUAAAAAAAUUCGUUAAAUCAAGGAAUUCGUUAUAUCCAAAAUUGAUUCUAUAGUAACAUGUAUAUAUUGGUAUUUUUUGAUAAUUUAUACUUACUUACCUAAUGGUAGGUAGUGAAAAAUAAAAUUCAGAGGCAGUAGCAAAAUGUUAAAUAUAAUCUGAUGUUCCUCAGCAAUUAUGCUCAUUUUAUAUCCACAACAUUGUUCCUUUUCUUUCAACUUAGUUUGUAUGUAACUGAAGUUGAAAAAUAUCUGCUAAAUACUUGCUGAUGAAGUUAUGCGUGAAGUUUAGGCAAAUUCACAUAACUUUUUAUUGGUCAUAUUUUUUGAAACCACUUUCUACUCUAUACAGGUGAGGGUUUCUAUAACACUUUUAACAUAAAGUCUUUCGUAGCGAUGUAAUAACGAGCUUUCUUUUAAUUUAAGAAUUCAAGUAUACAUCAAAUAUUUAAAAAUUUUCUAAUUGAACCUUGUACACACAAUUUAUUAAUUUAAGAUGUUUGAUUGAAUACUCAGCUUCCUUUGCCAAACCAAUAUUCUCUAUAAUGAAAAUCCAGCCGGCUGUUACAGCCAGGAAGCUGACGCAAUUUUGAAUUUUAUUGUUUUUCUUGAUGACAUUUAGCAACGUGGUGAUUACGAAAAAAUUUACCGACCUCUAUUCUUUGUUUCAGAAUAUUGUUAAUGCAAAUGUCUUGAUUAUUGUGAAUAUCUUUCUUAUUUUUCUGUAAAUAUUUCCCCAGUUUUGUCAUUUUAGCGUCAUUGUAGCUAAAAAAACUUUUUACUUACAUCCGAACUUUUGUUCAGCUUUCUCAACUCCAAUCACUCAUCUUCGAUUAAUGUUACACUUUUACCUUUCAAUCGUUUUUUAACUCUUUCGUACAUGGACUUUAUCCAAUAAUUCAACACCCACUUUUUUCGUAAUGGGAGGAGUAUAUCAUGGUCUUAAUAGUGAAAAAGUUCUUUUUUUAAUUGGAAUGACUGAAUGGUACAUUACUGGAAUAAAAAAAUUCUGCAGUGACAUAAUAAGAGAGAGAGAAAGAGUAAUGCUUUAUUGUUACAAUUUGUAGACAAAAGCCAAUGUUUUCUUCAUAUCGUUGAGGUUUCCAGAAGACAUUUCAUGAAUUGCGUUAUGCUUCGGCAGUCUUCAUAAAGAUAGUGUCAUUUAAAUUUUAUCUUGAAAUUCAUUAUCAUUUUCAAUAUAAGUUUUUUUUUCCAAUUACAUCAUCAUCUAGACUCUCAGAUCCUUAUUAUGCUAUUAUUACUACUCCACUAAUUUUUACUGCUUUUAAGCAUUUUGGAAAAUACAUUUUGAUCAAAAUGUUGCCUUAUGUUGUCAGUCUUUCUUCCUAAAUAAAUAAAAAUAUUCUGGUCAUAAAUUAAAAUAAAAAAGUAUGUGAUUUAGCAGGUUCGAACUAUGGACCUUUGUAUUGUACCGCUGAGCUAACUAAGACUCUGGUCUAUCAAAACUUUAAAAAAUCGAGUAGAACCGAAUCAAACUUCAAAUCUACUGUACUGUUCAUUUUAAAACAAGCAGCAAAUAGGUGCUAGAUACUAGAAGUUAGUGGCAAUUAAAUGUAAAAUCAGCACUUAGUUCUUGGAUGAUUCGGUUUUUCUUUAAAUACUAAUUACAGCUUAUGAUAAAUAUAGUUUGAAAAACUAAAAAACACUCUUUUAAAGCACAUCCACUAAAAAGUUGAGAAUAAUUUUUAAAGUAAGCUAUAACCAAAGCGUGUUUUUCUGUUUUUUAAACUAUAAUGAUUUAAUUGAUAUCACUCUCUCGUCGAUUCAUGAUAGAGAGCGCCUGAUUGGGCGAGAGCAUCACAUGUGGACUACUACAAUGAUCCAUUUUAGAUUCAACUUCUAUUAUAAUAAAAUCCCCAAUCUGAGGAUACCACAUAACGUCACUUUUAUUGGUUAUGCUGAUGAUCUUGCAGUUGUGGUCACCGGAGCAUCAGAAGAAUUACUGGUUAUCUUGACAUAUAUUGCAAUGCAUAGGUUAUCGGAGUAUAGAAAAGACUGAAGCUGUACUCAUGAUCGAUCGUAGGGCAGUUUGGCAGGUGACAAUAGAAGUAAAAAACAUACAUGUCGCAACUAAAUCAGAAAUAAGAUCUUGGAGUCUGCGUAGACGAGGGAUUUCCAUAUUUUGAAUACCUGCAAAAAACCUGAGACGUCUGCGAUAGACUUGUACUUCUUAAUGCAAAAUACCAAUGGUCCUAGUUCUGUAUCGAAAAUUCUUCAAUACGGUCACUCAAUCAUGUUGGUCUCAUGCACUAAUAUUCCAAAAAUACGGCAACUGUCUAGGAUAAUUCAAAGAAAACUAUCCAAUAGAAUCUGCAGCGCCUUUCGAACAGUAUCAGCGGAAGCAGUAGUUAGUACUACUGGCUUACUUGAUACCUAUAGACCUAAUGGUGUGGGAAAGAUGCUUGACCUAUGGGGAAGAUAAUUUAACUAAAAUAAAGAAGAAUGAGAUAUCCAUGGAAAGUUACCAAAGACGAGGGGACAGUAUGACAGACAAAGGUAGCUGUACAAAAACAUUAAUCCCUAAUAUUAAAAUUUGGCUCAUUAGAAAACACGGAUGUGUAAAUUAUCACGUGAUACAUCUACUCACAGGAAAUGGAUGUUUCAUGGCAUAUUUUCAGUUUCAAAAUUUCAGGCUCACCAAUGUGUCCUUAUUGUCCUGAAGUGAAAGAUACUACUUAGAACAACCAUACAAAAAAUCAGAAUCUUAUUUUAAUCAGAAAAUAUUGUUCAUAAAAUGAUAACUAGCGAGGAAGUAUAGAAAGCUGUAUCUAAUAUGGUUACAUAAAUAAUACAUUAAAAACAGAAAGAUUUAGUAAAGAAACCAAAAUAAGUCCUGUUGAUAAGCAAGGAGAGGGGGGGGGUUAGUGGGUAAAAAUUCCACAUAUCCUCGCAAUUCCAGAAUACCGAGAUCUCUUUUAAAGAUUUUCCCUUCCACAAAAAAUACCUACAUCUCUUGUAUUGAGCCAUAACGGUGUAGUUGAUAAGGUUAUCAAAUGCUUCAGACAAACUUAUUGCUUUAGUUAAUUUGAAUGCUAAGGAGCAUGUUCCCAAAAAUUCGGAAACCGUAUACACAAAAAAGUUUCUUCAAUCCUUGCUAAACAUUACCAUGUCUUUGACUUUGAUCCCUAUAUAUUUUUUCAAAGCCAAAUGAGAAAAAAAUAACCAUUUAUGGUAUUUUCGUAUGUAUAUAAUAUAAUAUAGACAUGUAUUUUGAGCUGCUAAAAAAAUUCAAUUGUGUCCGUUUUUUGUACAAAAUAACAACCCUGGUUUUAUAUGCUAUUCUAAAAACAAAUCUUGUACAAGACAAUUGUGAGUAUUGUGCUUAAAACACAAUAACUUAUGUUGUCACAUAUUUGCUUUCCAAACCAGCUUUAAAAUUUAUAGGAAAAUUGAAUGUAGUAACACGCGAUAGUGUAUAAGAACUAAUAAAUAAACAUCAAUUGUUAAGUCAAUGACAUCCAAGCUUUUUCUCUACGGUGCAGAUAUUAAGUCUUCCCUCACCUUAGAAAUCUCCGUUAUUUUAGACAAAUGAAAAAUCCUAAACACGUCAAUUUUUUAUAUAGUAAAGGAGGUCGUGCCAUACUUCGUUGGAAAGGGUUUGAAAAGCAGAACUCAAAAAUGUAUCAAACUUUGCUUCAAUCACAAAUACAAAAACUUUACACUGGAUUUGCUUUAAUUUUGGUCGAUACAACAAAAAUUAUCUAAUUUCGAUUGUUGAACGCUUAUAACGAUCUAUUUUCUUCGAAUAAAUAUUUUUAUAUUUUUUAAUCCUACGGUAGCUAGAACACUUUUUUAAAAAUCUUAGUGUGUCUUGAUAAUUUAUUGUUGAUAAUAUUGACAAGAGUAAAGUGAAAUUAGCACUUGCAAUUUGGUGACUUUAUUAUCCACAACAAUGAGAAUGGUUUAGCAGAAAAAUGUUAAGCAUCUCUAAUAUUUAGUAAAGCAGGCCGUAACUACCAUGAAGUCUGAGAAUAUUAAUUGAACGUUUUCCAGAUCGUCCAAUUGAUCGAUAUUACUAUAGACUAUUUGUCACAAAAUUUUUGAAACUGGUUCUAUAGAAAACAAGAAACGGGUUGGUAGAAAAAAAGGUGUCCGAGGAAAAACAAGCAGAUGUUUUGGCUAUUUUGUAGUAAAUCCAUCCAGUUCAAAUAGAAACUUUGCUAGCAAAUGCGAAGUAAGUCACAGAAGCGUUUUAAACAUUUUAACAAUCCAAAAAUUUUAUCUAUAUAAAUUGAAAAUGACGCAUGAAUUGACAAGUGGGGAUCAAGAUCAACGACUGCAAUAUUGUAAAACUAUUGAUAAUAGUAUUUCGCAAGAUCCAAAUUACUCAAGACAUUUGUUUUUCUGAUAAAGCUAUAUUUUAUUUAAAUAGUCAUGUACAACGACAAAACAUCAGAUAUUUGUCUGACUGAAAACCUUCGAAUGUUUCGAGAGUAUCAUACUCAAUUUCCAAAUAAAUUAAACGUUUGGGCAGGCAUAGCAGUCCCUAUCUUUACCGACGAAAAUUCAACGGGAGAAACAUAUCUUAACCUAUUAAAGACACAAAUAGUCUCUGUAAUUAAUGAUGUAGUUAGAAACAAUGCAGAAGAAUUCACUCAGGAUAUUAUUUUUGGAGAAUUUUGUAAAUAAUAAAACUAGAAAAUCAAAGUUAAACGUUGUUCAAUGUGAAAAGAAACUUGCGAUUUCAUAUUCAAGGAAAUUAGAUUAACAGUUCCCUAGCUGCAUCACCGAGGUCCAGAUGUCUUUUCUUUGGUUCAGGUCUCAUGUUCGUUAUAAAAGGAACCGAAGUCUCCAAUAGCUUUUGGAACAUAUCUUCGUUGGUAGAUAUACGAGAUAUUUUCCGCGAGUUUCUGAACCUUGUAAGUCUUGUAAUUCUUAUUCCUACUUUCUUACAAUAUACCGACUGGGAGAAUCGACUAUCGAAUAUACUAUUUCAACUCCAUGCAAUAAAAUUUUAUGCGCCGUGGCAUCUCUGCUGUUUCUUUUAACAGCUUGAAUGUUUCUGGGUCAAUCAUUGCAUUGCUAUUUAUUACUUCCAGUAUGGCAACGAUCUGAUGAAUUAGAGUUUCUUCAACUUCAGUUAUAGUACCUGUGGCAUUGCAAUUAUUGAAAAGACAUCGUGCAGUGUUGUUAUUAUUUGAAGAUUCGUAACUAUGUAAACUCGUAAACAAAGUCGACUUUCUUAAGAAACUCUUGUUGAAUACGUUUCUUUUCCUUUUCGUUCAUUACUUAUGUGUCUUUUUUAGCCAUUAAUUUUUCAAAAUUUUUGUUGUAGGCAAUGUGAAGGAUGUAUUCCAUUCACUUGAUUGUGGCGUGUAAUGGAGAGACCCAAAUUCGAGUUUUGUUGGAUUUUUGUUAGGUCGUUAAUUUCCCAAGGUAAAGCAUUACAUAUGUAGCAGGCACUUACAGACUUCGUAUUUGUAAUGGCUUGAGCUACUUUGCCAUCCAAUAGGGAUGAUAUUAAUGCCAAUCACCACUUCCAACUUCUCUAUUUCCUCUUUAACCCGUUUUUUUUUCAACUCGCGCCAAAUCAAAUGUAUAUUUUUGGAAUCUAGGGCCUGCAAAUCCUCUAGAUGAAGGUCAGCCAUUUUGACCAAAAUCAAUUGAAAUUUUAAGCUUCAAGGAACUAUUGACGUCAUGAUUAAAUUCAAGUCAAUUAUUUCGUUGUCAUUGAUCGAAUAUUUUUGGGCAAACUCGUUUUAGCAGAACCGUGGAUUCAUUGAAUGGCCACCGAGCUCACCAGAUCUGACUUCUGUAGAUUUUUACCUAUGGGUUAUCUUACAUCCAAAGUGUAUGUGAGCCAUUCGACAGCACUUGCUGAACUCGGUAAAAAAAUAAUGGAAGAAUGUUAUAGGAUUGAUAUUCAAACUACAAAAGGUUAGGGAGGUAAUGAAACAAAGGAUCUACUCCUACUAGGAAAUAAAUGUAGCCCUUUUUAUUUCAAAGAAUUGUUAUCUUAUAUUUUAAUAAUUUUUAUUAAUUAAUAGUUUUAUCCAAAAUUUAAAAAAUGUACAUUUUCUAAUUCUGCUCUUAAAACCCUUUCCUACGAAGUAUAGCACAACACCACUUGAACAAAUCUGAGGGGAUAGUUGUCAAGAGUAUGGGGUUGAAGGAGUGGCAAUUUUUUGUAUAUUAUAAAACAUCUCCAUUAAAUGAAAAUUGACGGGGUAAGACUUAAUAUCCGCACCGUAUAAUAUUGGAAUAUAUUUGGCAUAUUUUCGUUUAAUAAUUUUUUUUUGCGAUGUGCCAUAUUAGAUUUCUAUGGAAUACUAUUUAAACUUUUGAAUAAUAUUUACCACGGCUCAAUAUAUUUGAUAGUGAUAACAAUUGGAUAUUACUGUGAAUCAAAGAAAGACAAAUUAAAAUAAUUACACUGGUCUACAAAAAAAUUUUUGCUACCCUUAUUAUUGUAUAAGAUCAUUUUAGAUAUGAUAUUUUUCAAUAGAAACUUGGUUUUAAGGAAUAUGUACCACGUAUAUAUUUUUGUAGAGGAAUGUUUGAAGAAAACAAUUUUUUGUUUGAAAAUUAAAUCAUUGUUUUGAUAAUUAGGACAAAACAUUACAUAUAAUCACACGAAAAACAUUAAAAAUCAUAAGACAAUGUAAUUACACAUUGUUUAUAUUAUUUCGUUGUUUGUUUUCUUUUCAUUUUCUAGUUUCAAGACGAAUCAACCGCCCAAAAUUGCCAAGUAUUACUUCCAAUCAUUUUCCGUUAUAGCUCCUCUCAUAUAUUCUAAUGAAAUCAUACACCGUGCUUAUCAGAUACCGCUCCUAAAUUCUUAGGAUAGAAAUCUAAGAGAGAUUCCAAAAAAUGAAUUGCAAGUGAUGUAAUUUAACGCUUAAGACAAAAGUUCUUGUAUGAUUACCUUCUAGUUUUUUUUGGUUUUCAAGAAAAUUACGACAGACUUUAACAAAAGCGGUCAUGCCAUUUUUCUGAGCAGGCAGCUUAAUUUCAAAAAUUGAGUUUUUCUUGGAUGUCUCCCAUUCUUAUUAAUGGCUUUCACUGAAUUUUCCAUUAGACCUAGCUUUUAAAGAUUAUUGGGAGAAAACUUUAUUUUAACUAAAAGUUCUUCAUUGCCUCUCCACCGUCUUCAUAUUUUCCAUUUUCUUCCUGGUAAGAGUCGCUCUUCAAUCUAAUUCAUUGUUCCUUUCGGAUAUCAUGGCUGAUGCUUUUUCCUGAACCUGUUUAAUCCAUCAUUAUCAUCCGUUUCGUCCUCCAUAAUCUCCAAAUUUCUAUUGUUUGUUACUUUAUUUAACUGCGUGUCGGUUACACUAUGUGGCAGAGAUUUUGAAAUAUGCGAAAGUUUCACCUUGUACGGUGCAUAUUUUUUCUUUUGCAUUGUUCACAUCUAGAAAGAAUUCUUCGACGGAAUCGACAGUAGGUAGGGUAGCUAUAAUCUCAUUGUCCACAUCUUCAAAACUUCAUGCGGAGGCGAAGUUAGUAGCACAAUUAUUUUUUAAACUACUAGUCCAGAUUCAUUCACCUCGCCUUUUCAGAUUUAUUAUUUUUUAGACUUUGAUUGUUCAACAAAAACUAGUACUAACUAGUAGUUGUUUACUACGUUACAAUUAAUUUUGUUAUUCAUUUUAAACAAUUUUAAAACUCUAACAACACAAAACCAACUCAGUGUGGGUUAAUUUUGGUUAUGACAAGUAUCAACGGCAAUACACAUGAGGGGAGUACAACAAAAGCUCCAUAAUAAUUUUAUUUCAUAUUUGUAGCAUGUGCGAGGGGGGGAGAAGGGUAUGGAUUGCCGUUGUGAAAUAACACAUCUUUUAAACUGAUUUUGGAUUAAUCAAUAGAAAUUUGCCAUUUCUCUAAGCCUUCAGUUUAGCAACAUUACAAAAUAACAAAUCAUUUGGUGAAAUAGAGUCUUCUAGUUGCUUACAAAAAUAAGAGACUCUCGCAUUUUCAUUUAAACAUUCCAUUAUUUUAAUCUUGACCCAAAAAAUUGAAUCUUUGAUUUUGAGAGUCCCAAAUCCAGAAAUAGAUCAUUUAAAUUAUACACAAUAAGGUGAGUUUUUCAUAAAUCUCUGGAUAAAAUUGAGGAAAUACUCGAUGUACUAACUUGCUAGACAUUUUCAUUACAGCCUGUCAUUAUGAAUGACAGAAUGGCAUGGUUCUCACUUCCCUCAAAUCCUUGAAAAAUUGGAGAUCUUAACAAAACUCCUACAGAUUCUGUAUUUUUCUCCAACCCCCUUAUCUUGGUAAACUCACCUGCUAUCUUGAGGAUAAUUAAAAAAAACUAUUCGAGAACUAGGACAAUAAACAAUGACAUUUAUUUAAAGUACAUAUACAUUUUGAUAAAUUACAUCAUUUCUUGCAGAAAAAAACGAAACACCGUGAAUGUGUGGAAAUGUUCCAUUCGUUUCCGGUUUCUAUCGAAAAUGAACCAAAUCGAAUGGAACAGCAUAGAUAUGAAACAGGCAUAAGUGAAAGAAUGACUCAUAAAAAAAGAGAGUAUCAAGGUAUUAAAAAUAUAUAUGUGGUAAUAUGUUAAGCUCUUGAUAUAUUUUUAUUUAAAAGAGCAUUCGUUGCAGACCAGUGUUAGGUAUCUAUUGCCGAAGUUCCGCCGAAUUUCAGCUACCAGUUAUAUUUUUUAUUUUAUAUAAUUUUUCUAAUUUUUUUGUGUUUUUCUGUAGAGUUGUGCGCUAUUCUGUGAAUUUGAUUAGUCGUGACUAAAAUAUUUUUUCAUAUUUACUCCACAAUUAGGCUUACAUUUAACUCAACACAACAGUGAAAGCGUGAUGGAUGUCAAGAAAGUAGAGGACAUUAUGGAUGCCGCCUCGGUUACUCGCUAUAUUUACUUGGAAAAUAUUGAUAAACCUGUAAAGAUAUAUAGAGAAACUGCUGUUUGAAAGCCUACCUAUCUUGUUUUGUUUCUAAAGUUGGAACGUUUUUAUAAAGAUAUUAAAAAAACUAACUACGAAUCCAAACAUUAUGAAUUUCAAUAAGGCCAGAUAUUGAAUACUGAAUGUAUUUAGAAAAUUUCGAAUUUUUAAUAGAGGCAUAGUUUUUUUCAAAUUUUUGUGGAUGAAAGUCUGUUGAAAUUGUGAAAGGUAGGUUUCGAAUAUAUAUAAGUACAAUGAUAAAAUUAAUGAGUAUACUAUGUUUACAGUAUACACAAAAUAUAAUUUGACAUUUACAAGUUGCAUAUUUAUACCAAACAAUAGAUCACAACCAAAAAUAAAAAUUUGUUUCAACUUCACUAAAAAAAAUGAUCAUUCCUUAAUGGUCAUAACACAAGAGAUAAGUAACCCUCAUUAAAAUUAUUCAGAGUUCUAUUGAAAUUUAUAAAGCAGAAUCUAAAAUUUUGUUCAACUUUUUUAGGUUUCUUUUGUCAUUGGUAGCUUUCUCGUUCCCAAGUUUACAAACCAUUUCUUAAAACUUGGUUUUUCUUCUAUUUAUUGUACUCUUUUGGAAGGAUUUUCAAAGUUUUUUGUGUUAAUUCGUAGUUUGUUUAUUGUUUUUAUUGUAUUGAUAAGUUAAUAUAUAAUACAAUCUAUUUUCUAAAUAUUGAGAUGACUGUCCUAUGUAAACAGCGGACCAGGACCGGACCAGGAGGAAUAGAGAUUUAGAGGACGGUGACUAGGAGGACAGAUAUAGAUGGAGAACACACAUUAUAGGGGUAGGGUAGAGUGAUUAUUCGUUCAUUGAUAAGAGGUGAUCCGAUUCUGUGUCCUCAAUCUUACUUGGAAUUUAUAAAUUGCAGUUUAGUGCAAAUAUGUUGAAAUUAUGGAUGAUACUAGUGUUUACAACGGUGAACCAAAUAGAUCACAUCUUAAUAACGAAAAGAAAUUACUAGAUGUAAGAUCAUACAUAGGAACAGACUUAUAAUCGUAUUGACAUUAAUAAUGUUAAAUAUAGAGAACAAGACGAUAAAAAACAGAAAAUGAAAAGUGCAGAAACCGUAAAGGAGUGAAGACGAAUACAGAGAGGAGAAGCAACUAAAAAUAGUAUAAUAUUGAUGAAGAAAGGAAAGAGAUAAAAAAGAGUGUUAUAAAUGCAGCGUAUAAAAGAUACAAGGAAAAACAAUUGAUUAUUUGAUCAGAUAUGUAUAUAAUUAAAAAUUAAAGAAAUUUAAAAAUUGAAGAUGGAAAGAAGCUAUCUUGAAAUGCUAUAUGAUCUAUAUGAAAAAUAUAAAAAAUAAAUACAAAUAUAAUAAAAAAA
Molecule: messenger RNA, 15129 nt
Organism: Diorhabda sublineata
Lineage: Eukaryota; Metazoa; Arthropoda; Insecta; Coleoptera; Chrysomelidae
Gene: 5PtaseI
Product: inositol polyphosphate-5-phosphatase A
Exons: 6
Coding region: 521-1651 (376 amino acids)
Biological process (GO): phosphatidylinositol dephosphorylation
Molecular function (GO): inositol-polyphosphate 5-phosphatase activity
Source: RefSeq, a predicted model, not a curated record